Molecule: messenger RNA, 3350 nt
Organism: Beta vulgaris subsp. vulgaris (sugar beet)
Lineage: Eukaryota; Viridiplantae; Streptophyta; Magnoliopsida; Caryophyllales; Amaranthaceae
Exons: 5
Coding region: 271-3048 (925 amino acids)
Source: RefSeq, a predicted model, not a curated record
CUAACAUAAGUUACAUAACGAAGGUAUCAAGUACUAUCAAGUAUCAACCCCCCUUCACCCAAAAAAAAAGAAAAGAAAAGAAAAUGUCAACCCCCAUUUCCAGGUUACAUUAGGUUAUCCCAGAGUACACGACUACACUCCAAUUCGUUUUCUAUCUUGAAAUUUUAGGAAUCGCGUUGAUAUUGUUUCGAGCUGUAACGACCUUUUACGAUCGACAGUUUAGGAUCUGGAGGCUCGUGUAUGAGUUCUUGAACUCCGUUCUAGGUUGAUAUGGCUGGUGGCAGAGGAAAGGGAUCCAGAUCAAAACCUAAAGUUCUUGCACUUGGACCUGCUGAGCAUGAGCCUUUACAAAUCAGUUUUUAUGAAUCUACUGACGACCUUUCAGAUGGCGAGGAUGGAAAGACUGAUAUAUCAAACAGAGAAGUGAUUCCGUUAGUGGAGACACAGGUGGAUGAGAUGAUCUCUGAUUUUAUUGUUAGCGAUGGACUUGAAGAAGAGGAUUUUAUUGCAGUUGAAGUCAAUGAUGGGGAUAAGGAUGUUGUUACUGGAACAAAUGUCAAAGGUGAAAAAUUUUGUACACAAGAAGGAAUAAAAGAGGAUGUGAAUGAGGUAAGUGAUGGAAAUAAUGGAGCCACUGAUGUGAGUGUUGAGGACAAUGGAGAAAAAAUUGACAAAAAGAAGCUAAAGGAAGAUGAAGCAAUAAAAACUGAUGAAUCACCAGAGGAAGAUGAAGCACCAUUGAAGUUUGGGCGUGAAGAUAAUGACGCUAGCAUAGGGGAUGAAAGGAAGAGUUCAGAGGUGAUCACAGAAAGUGUUCCAACUAAUAAUGAAGGUUUUGCUUCUCCUGACCGUGGAAUAAUGGAAAACAUGACAGAUAAUGUGGAAAAUGAUAAAGAACCAAGUAAGCUAGAUGUAGAGGAGCCAGGAGGUGCUCUAUCAGACAGAGGGGAAGAAGAGCACAUCAAAGAAAAUACAAGCAUUACCAAUGAAGUCAAGGAAGUCGCUGGGCAGAUUAACAGACCCAAGAAGAAAGUAAUGAAGAAAAAAGUGGUUAAGAAGGUGGUGCGAAGGCGUGCUGUGGCUGUAACUGAGGAAAUGCCGCAAUCUGUUGAUGAGAACCCUCCAUCUGGUGAAGCAUGCGAAGUAGAUACUAACAAGCAUAACGAGCAUGUUAAUGAUGAAAUCACAUCAGAUGAAGCAUGCAAAGAAAACAAAAAUGAACAUGUAGCUAAUGAAGAGAAGGCGAAAGAAAAAUCCCCUGUUAAGGUCAAUAAGAAGCCGAAGGUGGUGCGAAGGCGUGCUGCGGCUGUAACUGAGGAAAUGCCACAAUCUGUUGAUGAAAACACUGCAUCUGGUGAAGCAUGCAAAGUAGAUACUAACGAGCAUGUUAAGAAUGAAAUUACAUCAGAUGAAGCAUUCAAGGAAAACAAAAAUGAACAUGUAGUUAAUGAAGAGAAGGAAGAAGUGAAACCCCCUGUUAAGAUCAAUAAGAAGCGGAAGAAAAUUGUGAAAAAGAAGGCUCCACAAGGCCAUCCAGGUAUAGCCACUGUUAAAGAGGCUCAAGGACCUCAAUCUGGAAAUGAUGAAUUAAAAAUUAACGACCAUAUUGGAAUUAAUAAACCAGAUGUGAAAAAUGAAGAGGUCGAAAAAGAUGGGGAUAGGGCGAGUCCCUUAAAAACCUCUAGAAAGAAAAAGCUGGCUAAAAAGAGCACGCAGGAAGGUAUUUCCAAAGAUGUAAAUAAGGCCAAACCUUCAAAGGAGGGUACAUCAUCAAAGAGAAUUGAUAGCAUGGGGAUGAUAUUCAUGUGCAGUUCAGAAACAAAGAAGGAUUGUUACAAGUAUAAAAUAUUAGGGCUACCUGCUGGGAAGAAAGAUGUGGUUUUAAAAAUUUACAAGGGCAUGAGACUCUUUCUGUUCGAUGUUAACCUGAGAAUGAUGUAUGGAAUCUACAAGGCUGCUGGUCCUGGUGGAUACAAUAUUGAACCCAGUGCAUUCAAGUCACAGUUUCCGUCUCAGGUACGUUUUGCUGUCCUUGAAGAUUGUGUGCCAUUAGCAGAGGAAAGAUUCAGAAAGGUCCUUAAGGAUAAUUACUACACAAAGAACAAGUUCAAUUGCCAGCUGAACAGUGAGCAGGUCAAAAACUUGUGUAAGCUUUUUCAUGAGACCAGCAAGAAAGCUGAAUCCAUCAUAGAAAGUGGGAACAGAAGAGCAGCUGCCACCAGCUCAUCCAAAAAAGAAAGUGGGAGCAAAAGAGCAGCUGCCACCACUAGCGCACUCAAAAAAGAAAGUGGGAGCAGAAGAGCAGCUACCGCACUGAAAAAAGAAAGCGGGAGCCGAAGAGCAGCAGCUGCUGCCACCAGCUCAUCUGCAAGGCGAGACAAGAAGAGAAAAAGGGUAGACGAUCGCCGUAGAGGAGCAGGUGCACCUUUUGAGCUGGAAAGAAGCCGGCGAAGGGGUAGGGAAGAUACAAGGCAUGUUCCUGUUGUCAUAGAUGAUAGAGGUCGUAUAAGGGCUCAUGAAGAAAGAAGGUAUUCUCCUGUGGUGAUAGAUGAUAGAAGCUGGAGAAGAGCUCAGGAAAUAACAAGGCAUGUUCCUGUGGCCUUAGACGAUAGGAGUCUGAGAAGGGCUCAGGAAGAAAUAAGGCAUGCUCCUGUGGUUAUAAAUGACAGGUAUCGUGGACUCCCUAUUUAUGAGAGGGAAACCUAUCUGUCGUCUGUGGCACCAGCAGCAACUUUAUAUCAGCCUUUACGAGCACUUAGUCCUCCACGCACCAGCACAUAUGCGUAUGAUAGAGCCUUGGGAGUUGAUCCUUAUAGGAGGGAUUCUGUGCUAGAUCAUCAAGAUCUUGGCCUUUCAAGUUCACGGGAAUCAAGACUUACAAUUCAGCAAGGCCAGCAGGACACAUAUCUGUCGUAUAGAGAAAGAGAACCCCAUGUCUACAGUGGACCCAUAUAUAGCACUGAUACAAGGAGAGAACAUUACGAUUAUACUCCUGAUGGACGGUAUGCUGAUUAUCGUCCGCCACCACCUCUGUAUCGGAGGUACUGAGUAAUCCUAGGGAACGGCUUAUUAACUGUGCCUCUAAACAAUGGUGAGCAUUUUAGUUUUAUCUGGUGAUUGACUGAUGUCCAUUGCCAUUGAGGUAUCUUUAAUUUUAUGCAUUUAAUUCUGGUCUUUGUACUCUGUUCUUUUAGAAGAACCUUUCUGUAUUUUAAUUGGUUUUUUUUUUUUAAUAGUGUCAACAAAAAUGGUCUGACUUGCUUUCACAGAAUCACAAUAGCACCCUUUUAAGCAUUACAAAGGCUAUGUUGUAGAUGAUAUUCAAUAUUAUGAAUACACGUUUAUAACCA